Molecule: messenger RNA, 2511 nt
Organism: Alnus glutinosa
Lineage: Eukaryota; Viridiplantae; Streptophyta; Magnoliopsida; Fagales; Betulaceae
Product: transcription termination factor MTEF18, mitochondrial-like
Exons: 2
Coding region: 301-2061 (586 amino acids)
Biological process (GO): regulation of DNA-templated transcription; chloroplast organization
Cellular component (GO): chloroplast
Molecular function (GO): double-stranded DNA binding
Source: RefSeq, a predicted model, not a curated record
AUACCCUUCUCCCACUCCCGGGACCUUCGUUGAAAAACCCUUGCAGGAGACUCGGGCUAGCAGCUCUGCGACCAAAGCUCCCAUAUGUGGUCUGCACCGAAUCACCAGCAGUAUAACGGAGCGUCGCAACUCAAAAUUUAACUCUUUCUGAGUAGAAACUCUAGUUUAUUUACGCAUUCCCAUCAAAAUCCAAGGUAAGAAUUUCAGCCCAGAGACUCGAUACUCAUUGCUAUUUAGCCUAAAAAUUGGCCUACGGAGUUCUCUAUUCAUCUUACACUUUCAUAUCUCGUAAAAUUGGUAAUGACCCAUUUGCCGAAGCUCAGAAUACUAUCUAUUCUCAAAUGGGUUUCUUCAAAUAUUGGCGAAAACCACCUUGGUUCAUCAAAAUCCCGAUUUUGGCCAACUGGGGCUUUCCACAUUACCCAAAACCCUCGGCAUUAUAGAACAAAAAGAGCUGUUCAAAGUGAAAAAUGUGAAAGUUUGGAUGAAGCUUCAUCUGCUAAUAGCAAAAUCGUUAGUAAAUUUUCUCGUCCCAGAAGGAAAAAAGGCCAAGCUGCAUUGCUGGAUUAUUUGCAUUCAACUAGGAGCAUACAAUUCUUGGAUGCCGAGAAUAUGAGUAGAAACUCGCCGCAUUUUCUCGAAAAGCUUUUGAAAAGGGUCGAAAAUGAAGAGGAUAGCGAGCGGUCUAUUGCCCGGUUGUUGCGUUACCAUCCCAUUAAUGAAUUUGAGCCCUUUUUUGAGAGCUUGGGUUUGAAACCUUCUGAGUAUGUUCCUCUUCUUCCACGCGAUUUGAUGUUUCUGAGUGAUGAUAAGUUGUUGCUGGAGAAUUAUCAAUUAUUGUGUAAUUAUGGGAUUGCACGGAAUAAUAUUGGGAAGAUUUAUAAGGAGGCAAAAGAAGUUUUUCGAUAUGAUUAUGGGGUUUUGUCAUCAAAGUUACAAGCUUAUGAAGAACAGGGGCUUAGCCGGUCUACCAUAAUUAAGUUUAUUGUUUCUAGUCCUUAUCUUUUGGUUGGAAACGUGAAUGUGGAGUUUGUUCAGGUUUUAGAGCAGCUGAAGAGUUUUGGAAUGGAAGUCAGUUGGAUUGAGGGCCAUUUGUUGGAGGGGACUACUUAUAAUUGGAGCCAGAUGUUUGGCCUUCUCUGCUUGUUUAGGAAGGUGGGAUGCAGUGAGGAGCAGUUGGCUGGAUUGAUCGCCAAGAAUCCGAGCCUUCUAUUUGAGGGCUCUGGGGAUAGGACAGUGUCUCUAAUUGGGUUCUUAUUGAAAUUUGGAUUCACAAUGGACCAGAUACAUUUGAUGUUUCUGCAGUUUCCAAGAAUCCAAGUUGGGAAAUUUGUUUUGAAUUUGAGGAAGUGCUUUCUUUUCCUGAAUGAGAUCGAGAUGGAGGUCACGGAGAUUGGGAAGAUUGUCCGCUCUCACGCCCUAUUGCUGGGUUCAUGUGCUUUGAAGAAAACUAACAGCUUGCUUGCUAAUUUAAAUGUUGGGAAGAAGCGACUUUGUAAAAUUGUCCAGGAGAACCCACAAGAAUUGAACAAUUGGGUUCUAGGAAAUAGAGUUAAGCCAUUACCAAGAACAGGAGAGGACCUAAUAGAGAAGUCGAAGUUUUUAUUGAACUUGGGAUUUGUAGAGAACUCGGACCAAAUGAAAGCAGCAUUCAAGGUAUUCCGAGGCAAGGGAGAUGAGCUUCAGGAGAGAUUUGAUUGUAUCGUGAAAGCUGGUUUGAAGCAGAAGGAUGUUUCUGAAAUGAUUAAAGUAUCACCUCAAGUUCUUAACCAGAAAAAAGAUGUGAUUCAAAUGAAGAUCGAUUUUCUUGUAAACGAUUUGGGUUAUCCCAUAUCAUCUUUGGUGACAUUUCCAUCACUUCUUUCAUACACAUGUCAGAGGGUAAACCUUAGGUUAUCAAUGUAUAAUUGGCUCAAAGAUCAAGGAAAAGCAGAUCCCAGGCUGUCCUUGAGCACUGUAGUUGCAUGCUCAGAUGAUACAUUUCGAAAGCAGUAUGUAAAUCGUCAUUCUAGAGGCCCUCAGGUUUGGCAGGAUUUGAAGAAAAGAUUUUGUUCUGAAUAAUAAAUUUUCUUUUCUUACAACUUGUGCUUUUAAGGCUUUUGCCUUGCAAGUUAUCAGCAAGUCAGUGUGGAAAAGUUCUUUCUUUUACAGCUACAAGUUGAGAAAUUCAUCUAGGGUUUUUUACCCCCAUACUUAAAUACAGCCAAUCUUUUGUCAAGUUGACAAGUGCAGAAGUGAAUUUAAGGACAAAAGCAUUUAAAACCAGGCGGCCGCCUCAACUUGUGAUGGUGCUGAGUCUUCCAAGGAGAUAAUGGUGUAAGUGCGAAGCAGAUAAUCCGGUUAGUCACCAAUUAUGGAUUUGUAGUCAAGGAAUGCAGUGGCAUAAUCCCCCAAAGGGUGGGAACCUUAGACACAGGCAAGUUUUUAUGUUUUGUCGAGGAAUUCUUUUUCAAAAAUAUUCAUGCGAGCAUAGAACUUUACAUAUUGCAUAAAGUCUUUGUUAACCAAUCA